This is a messenger RNA of Acinonyx jubatus (cheetah), 6108 nucleotides long. It is a transcript of the gene IL1RAP, whose product is annotated as interleukin 1 receptor accessory protein. The transcript has 11 exons. Gene Ontology annotation, biological process: signal transduction. Bases 205 to 2262 code for a protein of 685 amino acids. The record is from RefSeq and is a predicted model, not a curated record. Gene Ontology annotation, molecular function: interleukin-1 receptor activity; interleukin-1 receptor binding. NCBI's taxonomy places the organism in Eukaryota, Metazoa, Chordata, Mammalia, Carnivora, Felidae.
GCCAAUCGCGCCGCGCCGGGGGAGGAGCCCCAAAGGGGGAAAAAGAAAGUGCGGCGGAAAGUAAGAGGCUCAUUGGGGGAAGACUGGCCGGAUCGGGGUCCCCGGGCUCCUCUUUGGCCAGACGCACCGAAAAGCAGCAGUGCUGGGCGACCCUGCACCCUUCCCCACCGGUUCGGUGUGCCCCGCGCUGCUUCCCAAGAAAGGAUGGGACUUCUGUGGUGUGUAAUGAGUCUCUACUUCUAUGGGAUCCUGCAAAGUGAUGCCUCAGAGCGCUGUGAUGACUGGGGACUAGACACCAUGAGGCAGAUCCAAGUGUUUGAAGAUGAGCCAGCUCGCAUCAAAUGCCCGCUCUUUGAACAUUUCUUGAAAUACAACUACAGCACAGCCCAUUCAGCUGGCCUUACUCUGAUCUGGUAUUGGACUAGGCAGGACCGGGACCUGGAGGAGCCAAUUAACUUCCGCCUUCCUGACAACCGCAUUAGUAAGGAGAAAGAUGUGCUCUGGUUCCGACCCACCCUCCUCAAUGACACGGGCAACUAUACCUGCAUGUUAAGGAACACCACGUAUUGCAGCAAAGUUGCAUUUCCUCUUGAAGUGGUUCAGAAAGAUAGCUGCUUCAAUUCCUCCAUGAAACUCCCAGUGCAUAGACUAUAUAUAGAAUAUGGUGUUCAGAAGAUCACUUGUCCAAAUGUAGAUGGAUUUUUUCCUUCCAGUGUUAAACCAACCAUCACUUGGUAUAUGGGCUGCCAUAAAAUACAGAACUUUAAUAAUGUAGUACCUGAAGGCAUGAGCUUGAGCUUUCUCAUAGCCUUGGUUUCAAACAAUGGAGAUUACACAUGCGUUGUUACAUAUCCAGAAAACGGGCGUACCUUCCAUCUCACUAGGACUCUGACUGUGAAGGUGGUAGGCUCUCCAAAAGACGCAUUGCCUCCUCAGAUCUAUUCACCCAAUGAUCUUGUAGUCUACGAGAAAGAACCAGGUGAGGAGCUACUCAUCCCUUGUACAGUCUAUUUUACUUUCCUGAAAGAUGCCCGCAAUGAGGUUUGGUGGACCAUUGAUGGAAAAAAGCCGGACGACACCAAUAUUGAUGUAACUGUCAAUGAAAGUAUAAGUUUCACUACAACAGAAGAUGAAACGAGAACUCAGGUUUUGAGCAUCAAAAAAGUUACUGCUGAGGAUCUCAAGCGCAACUAUGUCUGUCAUGCUAGAAAUGCCAAAGGGGAGGUUGACAAACCAGCCAAGGUGAAACAGAAAGCUCCAAGAUACACAGUGGAAUUAGCAUGUGGUUUUGGAGCCACAGUGCUGCUGGUAGUGAUCCUCAUUGUUGUUUACCACGUUUACUGGCUGGAGAUGGUCUUAUUUUACCGGGCUCAUUUUGGAACAGAUGAAACCAUUUUAGAUGGGAAAGAGUAUGAUAUUUAUGUAUCUUACGCAAGGAAUGCUGAGGAAGAAGAGUUUGUGUUACUGACCCUCCGUGGAGUUUUGGAGAAUGAAUUUGGAUACAAGCUGUGCAUCUUUGACCGUGACAGUCUGCCUGGGGGAAAUACAGUGGAAGCAGUUUUUGACUUCAUUCAGAGAAGCCGAAGGAUGAUUGUUGUCCUGAGCCCAGACUAUGUGACAGAAAAAAGUAUCAGCAUGCUGGAGUUUAAACUGGGUAUCAUGUGCCAGAACUCCAUUUCCACCAAGCUCAUUGUGGUUGAGUACCGCCCCCUUGAGCAUCCACACCCAAGCAUCCUGCAGCUGAAGGAAUCCGUGUCUUUUGUGAGCUGGAAGGGAGAAAAGUCCAAACACUCUGGCUCUAAAUUCUGGAAGGCCUUGCGGUUGGCUCUUCCCCUGAGAAGUCUGAGUGCCAGCUCUGGCUGGAACGAAAGCUGUUCUUCUCAGUCUGACAUCAGUCUGGACCAUGUUCAAAGGAGGAGAAGUCGUUUGAAAGAGCCCCCAGAACUCCAGGGCUCAGGGAGGGCUGCAGGCACCUCUUCAGCCCCAGAUACAAUGUCCAAGCACAGAGGGAAGCCCUCUGCGGCCUGUCGCUGCUGUGUCACCUACUGUGAAGGAGAGAGUCACCUCAGGAGCAAGAGCCGGGCAGAGAUUCAUACCCAGCCCCAGUGGGAGACACACCUGUGUAAGCCUGUUCCCCAGGAAUCAGAAACUCAAUGGAUACAAAAUGGCACCAGAUUGGAACCCCCUGCUCCCCAGAUCUCAGCCCUUGCUCUUCACCAUUUCACGGAUUUAUCCAAUAACAAUGACUUUUAUAUCCUAUAAUUACCGUAUGGUGGGUGGUGGCUGCUAUCCAUACCAGCCCUCUUUGUGUCAUGAACCUAUGGGAAUAACUGACAUUUUUAUCAUCUAGUGGACUACCAGACUGUGUCCCCUUUAUUGAUUUUUAAAAACUAUUUAUUUCUAGGAGACAAAAGACCUGAGGACCUGAAUCCAGAAUUAUUGCCUCUCUAAUGGCCUCAGAAGAGCACACUCUUCUUGGGCCCUAGAAGGUCAGUAUGUGAAACUUGCCUAGAGUCUGAUCCUCUAUCUUGCCCAAUAGUUUCAAACUGAGCAAAGAAUUUAAGUGUGUUUCCUCUGAGUUUGUCGAUCCACCUCACGUUAUGAGUCAGUCAGGUGUACUUGGGUAACGACACUUACAGGGUAUGCAUAUCCCAAGGGAGCAUUGUGGACAUGAGUUGGUUCAGGUGGAAGCUGUAAGACUCAGCUCUACAGAAAACCUAUAGCACAUUUUCCCUGGAAGAACCAAACACGCUCACACAGGGAUACAUGGUGUUCUGUCAUUGUAAACUAGUGCUCUCUAAACUGCCUAAAGUUGUUAGCGUCAAUAAAGUUCUAUUUUUAUGUGAUUUAAUUUGUACUAACAAGUUUUUACCUGUCUCUCUCCCCUCUUCUUUUUAUGGCUUUUGAAUUCAUACCAGAAGAGUAUUCCACUUUAGGAAACCUAGGCUUGGUUUAGGUACUAGGAAAGUCUGAGGUGCCUCUUUAGCUGCUUUCUCAUGUGUAUGAGAGGAAAUCUGGGAAAGGACAGAAAGCGAGUGAGAAAAUGUUCCAAAUGAAAUGGAAGUUUACACAAAAUCUCAUUAUUUUUAGAACUGACAGCUGAAAGAUUCAGAUUGUUAGGGAUUUAUUGUAGCAUUUGGUAUAUGAAUCCCUUCUCAUUCAAGUUUCUGAGAAGAGAUAGUCAAUUCAAGUGCCUACAGGAAUCAGAAAGUAAGAAAAAAGGAAAAAAGGACCAGAUAUAAACAUAAUACAUAUGCUGUCCAUCUAAGACUCAUGUUUAUAGGGACAUAGGUAUAGAUACAUAUUCCUUUAGUUGAAACAUUUUGACACAAUCAUAAAAGGCACAUGACAUUUGAUCUCCCAGUGAGGGAGAUAAUAGAGAUGAUUGGGCCGGUGGGUAACUGAAGAGUAUUUCUUAAAAAAGGAGCAACGUCUACUCAGCUCCAUCACAAUAUUUGUCACUCAGCCCCACUGUUGGCAGAUUGUUGAAUUUUUCAAAAGAAUCUAAAAAUUAAUAUUUGUAAGUAGUCUCCCAAUUAUGGGAUGGCUUAAAUAAGAAAGAAAGAAAAGAAAGAAAGAAAGAAAGAAAGAAAGAAAGAAAGAAAGAACCAAUCAAAAUGCAUGAACAUGUAUUCAGCCUAAGGGCCACUAGUUUGUAAUUUCAGAACUAAAGUAUUCAUCCAAAGAGUAUAUAUCUGAAUGGGGAUUCAAGUGUCCCUGGCAAUAGUAAGACUGGAGAACACAGGCUGGCCCUAAGGACAUAAUGGGAGACUUCUUUUCUGUCCCCAAAUCAAAAACACCUGAAUCCUCAAAAUAAGGAUUCAAAAUAGUGAUCUGACUUAACACUCCAUCAGAGGAGAAAAAGCUGGAAAAUAGUUCCUUCCAUCCACUCUGGUGGGAGAAUAGAGGCUCCCUGUCUGGUGACUUUAACUGUAAGACAACCAGAAACACAAUCUGCUACCCUGAACAGGAGCUGAGUGAAAAGAGCAAACGACCACACCAGACAUGAGCAGUCACCUUCAAUACAUUAAUGCUGGCUGCUUGUGAGCUAUGACCCAAUGAGUGUCAGCCUUUCUCAGUCACUAAUAGUGAGGGAUGGAAAAGAAGCCAGAUGUUUAUUCCACUACUGCACUUGGAGAGAAAAGCAGAAAAUCCCUUCUCUGUUCUAACAAACUAUUAGAUCCUUUUUCCUGUUGAAAGAAAAGAUAUGGGAAUAAGGACUCCCCAGAGGAAAUGUGACUCAUCGUGGAACUUGGAAUUAAGAAAUGACAGGCCAUCCUACCUACCUGAAUAUCCAACAGAAAAUGAUUGAGCACAGUCCAUAUUCUAUAUUCAUUUCUUCUUAAAGGAGAUUAAUCCAUCCUUGAUGGAUGUUCAAGGAUCUUCACUUGGAAGACAGCAGUUUAUCUUCCAAUGUGUUAAAAGGUGGUGGUGGGGUAAUGUAAGUUGCUCCAAAUCCUAAAAAGGGAGAGAAUGCUUUUACCCAUAAUCUUAUUCCUUAUUAGCUCAAUGUCCCAAAUACAAAAUAUCUUCACAAAAUUUGAGAAAUUACUUUUGUUAUUUAUGAAUUAUUUUUUUAGUGAAAAAAAAUAAAGGAUGAAUGGCAAAGACAUGGAAAUUAAACAUGAUUUCUUAUGAAUGAGUAGCUACAUAAUUGUGUUCUCAAAAGCAAAGUUAGCUCUGGUGAGUAUCAAUUUCCAUUAACAAUAUAAAGACAAUGCAAGCAGUAUAAAGUCAUAGCUUUUGGCAUUAGCUAUACAAGGGUCAGAAAGAUAAUGGACCAUAUUUUUACCGUAUGAAGAAAGGCUAAGAGGUUAUGUUAUUAGCCUCUGACCCAACAUGCCAUACUUGAGUAUAAUAUUCGGUGUCAAAUACUUCAAUGAGGCAAAUGAUAAGAAAAUUUCCUUGUGGGUCAUGCAUAUUCAUAAUUGACAUGAUAUGAUUGCAAGUUAAAUGUAUAUCAUUUACAUAGCAAUACUGCCUAUUUAGGAGCAGGAGUUUUAAGUCAAGUAGAGAUGAAUGUGUGUAUUACUUCUCUCCUAAUUAUCUGUUUGACCAUGGGCUCUAUGGGCCUCAAUCUCCUACUUAGUAAAAUGGAGAUCAUAUUAUUAACCUCACUGGGUUUUGUGGGCAUUAAAUGAUAUAAUGCAUGUAAGUGCAUAGCACAGUGCCUGGCAUAUUAUAAGUGCUUGAUAAGUGUUGGCCAGUACUAUACCCAUGAUGGAAUCAUGCUCAUGGUUGCAGAAACUUACAUUUGCAUAAUGGGUUAUGGUUUACAAAUUGAUUUCACAUGCAUCACUUUUCUUUCCUUAUCUUUCUUCUUUCUUUCUUUCUUUCUUUUUUUUUUUUUUUUUACUCUCCCAAAAUGCACAAAAGCAGUACAGAGCAGGCACACAUUAUUUAGGAUAAGUGACUUUCCUAAUGACACUCAGCCAAUUAGCAAUAUGGUUAGGCCUCUAAUCUAGGCUUCUGACACCUGAUCUAGUGCCAAUUCUGGAACUUUUCCUAUAAGAUUCAUGUGGAAGUAUUUCUAAUUGUAACUAUUUAAUAUGGACCAUUAUACAUUCAAAUCAACAAGUCAGUUAAUGUAAAGCCACAAAAAGCUAAUUAAAUGUCAUAUCAAGUGUCUGAUGUGUCAUCUGGCCUUGUCAUAUUAUGAUUUUAUAGAAUUUCAUUUUUUUCUAUUUUAACAUUUGUUUAAGAAUUUAAAAAAUAGAAUCAUUUUUUUGUGUCUUCUAGACUCUAUGAUCAGGUUAUAAUUUUUCUUUCAAAAUAAAUUAUUUGUAUUUGUCUUAAUGGAAAAUAAAAUGUAUCCACCUUAUACCUUGAAAAACAAAUUUAAUCUUUUAGCAGCUGUGAUUUACACUGUGAGUUCCAAUUAUCAUUUCUUAUAACUAAUAAGAAUCCUAGUGAUAAUGCGUACACUUCUAGUUUGAAAAUUUGAAGUGACUGGUAAACUAAAGUGCAUGAAAAAGAUAUCAAUAAUAAAUUUACCUGGGUAUAAAGAUAUAAGAAGGCAGAAUGAUAAUCAGUCCCUAUGGCAAUGAUUUCAAACUUCUGUGUGUAUAAAGAUCAUUUGGGGGGCAUCUUAAGAUGAAGAUCCCAGGA